Mustela lutreola (European mink) is the source of this 4029-nucleotide messenger RNA. It is a transcript of the gene SLC9C2, whose product is annotated as solute carrier family 9 member C2 (putative). The coding region runs from base 224 to 3649 and encodes 1141 amino acids. Gene Ontology annotation, biological process: proton transmembrane transport. The transcript has 28 exons. Gene Ontology annotation, molecular function: sodium:proton antiporter activity; monoatomic ion channel activity. NCBI's taxonomy places the organism in Eukaryota, Metazoa, Chordata, Mammalia, Carnivora, Mustelidae. Gene Ontology annotation, cellular component: membrane. The record is from RefSeq and is a predicted model, not a curated record.
UGUCCCUGGCAAACAGCCAGCAGAGCUGAGCAUUUUUCUUUGUGAUUUUCAAGAGCCUUCAUCUUGAUUUCAACUCUGAACCAGCUUGGCCUUGGAAGACGGUAACUCGGGUCUCGGUAUUUGGAGAACUUGAUUCGAGCGUGAUGCUGUAAUAACAGGUUAGUCUGUGGUGGUGAAAAUAAUAACUCCUAUAUAAAUUCAGCAAAUUAGGACUGAAAACGCAAUGCCAAACACGAACUCUUCCUUCUGGAUGCAAGGAGAAGGUAACAGACCUGACUUACUCUGCGGGCGCUCAGCCACCUACACCGUUGUAAAUAGCUAUUUCCUGAUGCUUGUGUGUUCCACUGUUGUUUUGGGAGGAUUUUUGAGGACCUAUUUAAGGAGUUCUGAAGUCACUGUCUUGAUAAUUCUUUCAGCGUCAGGGUUUGUGAUAGGACAACUGGCUCACAGUUCUAUUAAGGUGUACCAAAUUGUCUACCCUCUUCUAAGAACACCAAGCUUUUCACUUUAUUGUUAUUUUGCACCUAUAAUUAUAUUUAUGGCUGCUUUGGAUGUGGACUUUUAUAUCCUCAAGAAUGUGUUUUGGCAGGUCUUGUUAACAGGAUUAAUUAGCUUUGUUGUGUCAUUCAUCAUAAUUGGAUACGUGGUUCUGAAAUUCAACAGAGAUUUCUGGGAUUUGCAGACUUCCCUACUCUUUAGCAUGACCCUUGGCAUGACAGAUCCUAUUCAUUCUGUGAAUUCACUGAAAACAAUUGGUAUUUCCAAAAUGUAUACUGAUAUCAUAAGAGGAGAAUCAAUGAUCAUUUGUGGUUUCACAUCCAUUUGUUUUGGAGUAUUUCGGAGCAACAGUCUCCACGUGGCUGUAUUUACAGAGUUACAAAUAAUCUUGAGCCUCUGCUUGGACAUCUUGGGAAGCAUAAUAUGUGGAUAUUCGUGUGCAAGGAUCAUUCAGUUUAUACUGACUGACCUCUUUAGCAAUAUACUUACCAGUGUCAUUCUUUGCAUUUCAAUGGUGUACAUGACUUUCUACAUUGUGGAAUUUUUGGGAAUGUCAGGAAUGGUUGCGUUAGUCACUGUAGGACUGAAUUUAGACUCCUUAAGCUUUAAACCGAGGAUUGAGUUAAUAAUUACUAAGUUCCUAAUAAUGUUUUCAGCUGUAUUCCAACAAUUAUUAUAUAUUUUCUUUGGUAUUGUAAUCGGAUGUGGAGAAACCAAAUAUUUAAAUUUUCACGCUGUGGUUUUCUUGUUCAUCUUAUUUGCAACAGUAAAUUUUGUAAGGUUGCUCACUGUUGUGUUAGUGAGCCCCAUUCUGAUGCAUGCAAGUUAUGAAUAUAAUUGGAAAUGGGGAAUUGUUAUAGCAUGGUCUGGAAUUAAAGGAGUUUUUAACUUACUCCUGGCUCCUGAUAUUCAUAAUCUGGCUGAAAAAAAAAUAGAGUCACCACAAUUGUUUAUAUUGUAUGUACAGGUAAUAUCACUAUUGACUAUGGGAAUAAAUUCGUACAUGAUGACUCAUUCAGCCAGGACAUUAGGUUUGUGUGCUAUUUCCCUCCCAAGGCAAAUGGCCAUGCAAAAUGCCAUUAAGCACAUUCAAGAGAUAAUACAGAACACAAUCACACUAUUCAAAACAGAAAAAAUGUUGACAAAUGUUAAUUGGACCUUAGUAGAAGAAAAAACAAAGAUUGAAUACAACUUUCCUUCUGAUCCUUAUUAUGUUUCAUCUGAUAACAAAGAGGAGGAGGAGUCCCCAACAGAAGAAGUUUUAAUAGAAGAAGCCAGAUUGCAUGUCGCUAUAAUCCAAAUGAGCAGCUUUGAAAAACAGUGUAAUGAUGGAAUCCUCAGUGUAGAGGCAGCCCGGAUAUUAAUUGGUGCAAGCAAAAGCUAUUGCCCCAUCCAAGGAAAAUUCAUGAGUAUUUAUGAUGUUUCAACUUAUGUGAGAGCUAGAAGUUGGCUUAUGAAGUUUAAAAACAUGUUAACUGUCUUGGAAUAUCAUAAAGAUAAGGCACCUCUUUUUCUGUAUGGGAAUAAUAAAUUGCUGCUUUUUGUACAUCACAUAGUAUUUUCAGAAGAAUUUGAAUAUGCGGGACAUGUUAUAACAGUAAUGUACAUUUAUCCUAUGAUAAUACAUCUGUGGCCAAUGGCAAGAGAGUUAAAUGUGUCAGCACUUUUAUCAGUAAACUACUAUUAUAUAUUUUUAUACAUAUUUCGAUCAGCACUGAAGAUAAUCAUUUUGAAAAGGAAGUAUUUUGAUCAAUAUUGGAACACUUUGGACUUUCUUAUCGUGCUUCUUGGAAUCGUUGACCUCUUUUGUUUAUACUUUGUCAAACUGAGACCAGACAACGUGGUUCUUAUUCAGUUUACAGUAAUACUGGGAUAUUUCAGAAUAAUUAGGUUUAUUCCUUUCAUCAAGAUAAUAAUCCCACUACUGAUCAAUGUCGUAGAUGUGCAGAUUAAAAAGCGUCUCCGCUUGAUGUAUGGCAUUACGAAAGGUUAUGUCAAAAGUCAAGAGGAUACCAAGCUUUUAAUAAAACAUAUUUCCAGCCAAGAAUCAAUAUACCAGAAAUUAUAUGAAAUUUUGGAAACCAACAAACGAGAUGCUGUCAAAGAACUAGGACUCAUCGAGCAUGAGGGUCGCGAUGUUGUCAUCGCUUUGAAGACCAGGCAGGCAAUCCGGAGUGUGAUUGCUAAAGCUCUGAAAAACCUCACCUUCCUGUGGUCAAGAGGCAUUAUUGAUAAACAUGAGGGCAUCGAGAUGAAUAAGGUACUCCUUGCAAAAAUAAAAGCACUGAAUAACUUCCCAAUGGCAAUCGCACCGCCUACUCCUGACAAAUAUCUUCAUAAUAUUGUUUGGCUGGAAAAUAAGGAUGUUCUCAUUGAGUUCUUCAAGGAAAGAGCCAAACUUGCUUAUUUUGACUACGGAGAUGUCAUUUGUAGAGAAGGUGAAAUGCCGCAAGGAAUCUACUUAGUUAUUUCCGGAAUGGCAAUUUUGCAUAGUUUGCCUCCUACCUUCGGAAUAGACAGUAGCCUAAGGUCUGAUAGAGGGUCCAAAACCAUGUUCACAGAAUACUGUACCAGUGGGGACAUAAUUGGAGAGCUGAGCUGUCUGCUUAAGCGUGAAAUUGAAUACACCGUCAUCUGUGAAACUAUUUUACAGGCUUGCUUUAUCUCCCUGGAGGAUUUGUAUGAAGGUUUUGAUGUCUUCUGGCCAUCCUUGGAAUAUAAAAUAUGGCUAAAGCUUGCGCUCGGUAUUGCCUAUCAGUAUUUUGAAUCAAGUCUCAGUGAUGAGGACUUGGACUUUCAGAAGUGUGUGGCUUUCAAUCUGGCAUACGUGGAGACUUUAUCCAGCUAUAAUGAAAUGACUAUUGAUAAUAUAACCAUGAAAUUCGUCAUUAUUGUGUAUGGCAGUGUCAUUGAUACUAAGACAGAGGUACCAUAUCUUGCACCUUGCAUUUUGCCUAAAACCUGUGAGCAGGUUCAGGGAACUUCCGAUUUAAGCAAGCUGUUGGUUGUGCAAGCGUUCGAGCCUGCCAAAAAUACUGACUCCAAAGUCAUGGUCAACACUGGUCUUCGAAUGACCCAGAGAGAAUAUAAUUGGAAGAGAAAGAACGAGGAAAGAUGUUUCCAGUUAUCCUGGAAUCGGUCACAAAGUUAACCGGGAUUCAACUCACCUGACAUUUUUCCCGAGGCACAACUUUGUUGGACUACUCUUUCUGAGUUAACACAGUAUCUCUUCACAAGAGGCUGUCUGAUGGUCUAGAGAUGCAAAUGUCUCUCUCAAAGCCCUUAAUUAGAAUAUUCUUUAGAGGGAAUGUUCCAGAUAAUAAAAUAGAAACUUCUAAGUUUUCUGAUGGCAGUUAAUACUUAAAAACGUUUCUCCUGAAACGCUGUCUUAAUAUUUUGCUUUUGAGUUUGUGUCAUUGGAAAGUGGAUCCUAACGCUGGUAAUGUGAUAUAUGCCGAGUUAGGUGAGCUAACCUCCUGGCCCAAGUGCGGAAGGAUUACCUGGCAAGGAGGGGAGUUAGAAAUUGCUGGA